CACCAUUUUUUCAGCCAAUUACAUCAUGGCAUUUUGGUCUUUAGAGUGGUGCAAUGUAUAAGAAAUUGUUGGUUGAACUGUUAGCACUCUUGUUUGUAAAAAUGAUCGGAAUGUUACCAAUGAGUCAUUGACUAUGUUUAUAUAUUGUAAAAUUUGUUUGAGGAUCUGAAACAACACAAACUAUAAAUGUGAAAGAGUUAAAUCCUAAAGGCCAAAAGCUUUGAUAAGCAUAAAAUAUGUUGAAGUACUAGCAAUGCAGGAAGUAGUUUAGUCUUAAUUAGCAUUUCUGGUCAAGAUGGCGCCAGUGAGCAACGAUUCCAAGGGCAACAUCUUCCAAAUAGUAAAACAUUCCAAUUAUUUCACUCUUUCUACACCUUCUGCUUGUUCUUUUUGUCUUGCCUGUGUUAUGGAAACUGUUGGAGCCUGUGACGUAUAAUUUGGAACUUGAUCUCCUAUGUCUGGAGAGUUGUCUUGUGGAGCUCAGAGACAGAGGGCCGAAAAGCUCCGAGACCACAAGCCGACUCGUGGAAAAGACCAGAGAUGAGUUGCAGGGUCACGAAUGACUCCAUCCCAAAGCAGCGAGGAAGAUUGAAGCAUUGGGGUGAAUGCAGAGGGGAUCAGCAAUGGCUUGGCUCAAGACAGUCGGCAGCCAGAUCAGCGCGUUUGGACCCAGUUCGGCGUGUUUGGGCCUAGGGCAUUAUGGAGCAUUUCUACAAGAAGAAUGGGACUUGCUACACAAAAUGCUUUCUGAGGCACAUAAGAGAAUCUCUGUUCCUAUCACCUGCAAAAUUCGUGUCUUCCCAGAAGUCAGUAAAACUGUGCAAUAUGCAAAAAUGCUGGAGAAGGCAGGUUGUCAGCUGCUAACUGUUCAUGGUCGUACAAAGGAACAAAAGGGGCCCCUGACUGGAGUGGCUGAUUGGGAACACAUAAAAGCUGUGAGGAAAGAAGUGAACAUUCCAGUUUUUGCAAAUGGCAAUAUCCAGUACUUAAGUGAUGUGGAGCGAUGCUUCCGGGAAACUGAUGUACAAGGUGUAAUGAGUGCAGAGGGAAAUCUGCACAACCCAGCUCUGUUUGAAGGUCGAAAGCCACCUGUGUGGGAGAUGGCAGAAGAGUAUUUAGAGAUUGUCAGCCAGUACCCUUGUCCACUUUCGUUUGUCAGAGCCCAUCUCUUCAAACUCUGGCAUCACACGCUACAGGUUUACCAUGAAUUAAGAGAGGAAUUAGCAAAAGUGAAAACUCUGGAGGCCAUUAUAGAGGUCAACAAAGAACUUAAACGAAGGUGUCAGGAUGAAAUAUCUAACUUAAAGGAAGAAGAAACUGGAGAAAACCAUUUGCCUCUUCCUCACUGGAUUUGCCAACCGUAUGUCCGACCAGGACCCAAGGACAGUAAUUCCCAAAAUGGGGAACAACCUAAUGGUGGGAAAACCAGUGGGAAAAGAGCACUGGAAGAGGAGGAUGGGAAUCUUGAAUCCCUUUCAAAGAAUAAACAGAAAAAGAAAGCACGAAAUCCAAAAAAAAAUUUUGAUACCUCAGUGAAACCUAAGUAUGUGAAAUGUGAACAGUGUGGGAAUCCAAAGGGAACAAAAUGUAUUUUCAACUUGUGUCGUGGCUGUUGUAAGAAGAAAGCGUUCAAAGAAAUGGCUGACUGUGCAGGACAUGGAUUACUCUUCAAAACUAAACAUGAGAAGAGAUUGAAAUGGAAACUAAUGGAAGAGGGAAUACUGGAAAAUGGAGACAGAAUUCAUGAACAUUUGGGUUCCUGAAGAAAUUGUCCAUCCCAUUAAAUUUUAAUGGAUAUUUGGUUUGUUGCGCACACGCACACUUAAAUGUAUUUAUGCACAGGGCUCAAGGUUAAGUUUUCUUUUACCAUUCAAGUAUUAAUUUUGAACUAUGCUAAGAAGCAUUCCGGUCAACUAACUGUAUUAAUCUUGUGAUAUUUGCACAGUAUUCCCAUGUCCCAUUUGACUUUUAAUUUUGGUUUCCCGGUUCCCUCUCUGAUUUUAAUACUUAGCUGUCAAGCAAAUGAAAGAGAACAUUUGUCAGUAUCCAUUGAAGCCAUCAACAAAAUUAUGCCUUCAGUAAUUAUUUUAAAUGCCUAUCAUUCUUUUGUCCUUAGAGAGUAACAAUCCAAAGGGAAAGUUAAAUAAUCCAUAGCUAAUAAAAUGGUCUCCAAUCUGCUAACUUACCAUGAAUUUCCAGAACCGCAGAUAUCUACCAGAUGUCAGCUAAUCAUUCUUAAUCUUUUAAAGACAUUUACAGGAAGGAAGCUUCCAGUGUAUAAAUUUUAUCUAUGGUAGUUUGCAAAAGAUGCUUAAUUGGUCCAAGAUAUUUUAAAGUAAGUAGAACAUUUUAAUAUUAUCUUACAUGACACUGCCCAAGGAGUUCAUCAGCUUUGUGCACUGGUUUUGGAAAUUGUUGUGACCUCUGCUAUACUGAACACUUGAGACCCACUGUGCAAGGCUUGCUAAUUCAAGAAAAACUUCCAAGAAUGCAAACAAAAGUCUGAUGGAAAUGUAUGCUUGAAGGUACUCUGUUUUUGUCUUUCACUGUUGUAAUGUGAUGCCCAUUGGGCAUUGCCAUUGACAAUAAUUGAGCAAAUAUUUUAUGACUGAGCUUCACAGAUGAAAUUCUUUUUCUUAAAAUUGUGUGGUAUCAAAGGAAUGUAUUUGCUUUCUUAAAAUAAACGCAUUGUAUUAAAUUAAGUUAUUGCAAUGGAAAAGAAAAUAAAUUGCUAAAAGCAACUACAAUGUAUUUCAUAGGUGGUAGUUGGCUGAACAUAUAAAUCUCAGAAAUAACAAUCUAUGUGAUGAUAAUAGAUGCAUCAAUUUACCUUUUAAGGCUUUUUAUUCUGAUUUUUUAUUUUUAUUGCAAAACAUUUGAUUCAUGACUGUAUAGUGUGGCUGGUUAUAGGAUAAACAUGAGCAGAGGUUCUCUGUGCUUGAAAUGACUUCUGUGUAAUACAAUUUAAUGCAUGCAGGUCAAAUGUUCUUGCCUGAGUUUUCUUCAUAAUCCUUUUGACCCUGAAGCUUCGAGUGCAUCAUCAUUAUUAUGGAGGGAUAAAGAAGAAUCUUGUGGUUUCACUGCAUUCAUGUUAUUAUAGGCACUCUGAUCGCUAGCCAUAAUUCACACAAGGAUCUGCAAUGAUUUGUUUCUUGCCAUUAAAAUAACUAGCAACGUAAAAAUCUACUGCUAUUCAAGGUACAAACAUGAGCUCACAGUAUCCUAGAGGGUGAGAUUGAUCAAUAGUAAUGUUAAAUGGGCUGUUAGUAAAUUAAGAGAGGACUGGAUUGAACCUCUACAAGCUUCCUCAUUUGUGUCCAGCACAUUUGGCCUUGCGUACCCUCAAAAUGCAUAGAGUCUUUACUAUUCCUUGUCCUUUGAAUCUGGGUAAAUACAUUUGAGCAUGAAGCCUUUGAGGAAUAUUCAGAGAUUUUAUUAAGACUGGAUGUCAAGUUUUAUUUUUGCAUAGGCAUUCACUUACAGCUGAAAUAAGGAAAGCAUCAUUUGCUGAAUUAAGGAAUUUCUAAAAUCAAGUUUUAAACAAUAUUUUCAGUGCAUGGUUUAAAGGAAACAUUUUGUUAGAUUGGCAGAACUGUUUAAUGGUAAAUUUGUAAAAUUGGUGACUGUUAAUAUUUUCUUUGAAAUUAUUUAAUAAAAUUUCAAUUUUAU
Messenger RNA from Mobula hypostoma (lesser devil ray), 3669 nucleotides. It is a transcript of the gene dus1l, whose product is annotated as dihydrouridine synthase 1-like (S. cerevisiae). The record is from RefSeq and is a predicted model, not a curated record. NCBI's taxonomy places the organism in Eukaryota, Metazoa, Chordata, Chondrichthyes, Myliobatiformes, Myliobatidae. Bases 606 to 1763 code for a protein of 385 amino acids. Gene Ontology annotation, biological process: tRNA processing. Gene Ontology annotation, molecular function: tRNA dihydrouridine synthase activity; flavin adenine dinucleotide binding. The transcript has 12 exons.